UUAGUUAUGACAAAAGGAAAAAGUUCAAUUGCGUGGAAUUUGGAAUUGAAGAUGUCUCCAUUUCUUGGCAGGUUGAAAAGGUGGGCGGUGGAUCUUCGAAGGGUUAGGGAUAUGCGUGGGUUGUGUCCACCAGCUGCACUUCAAACAAGUCACAUGCUUUCGUGCAGCAAUAGUGGAGCCGUGCACCUUGACGGCGCGACCGGUUUGUUGUUCGCGAAUUGACAAUCGACGACAACGAACUGCAACCUGUACAGGCACAGCAACUUGCCCGACUUUGCAUACCGCGAGCUGGGCUCCAAUGGUAUCACUACCAGCCAACAUUUGCUGGAUUUAGCAGCCUUAAAGCGGCUGCAAUUGCAGUCUCUCACGCGCUCCCAUGUCUCCCUCCGCACCGCCAAAACACUCCAUCCUCGACAGCUUGAACAAUGCCCAGGCACGCGCCGUAACCUCCGAUGCUGCAACCGUCGCCAUUCUAGCCGGUCCAGGCAGUGGCAAGACACACACUCUUACUUCUCGAGUCGUUUGGCUGGUUGACCACGUUGGCUACCAACCCCAAGAUGUCGUCGUCGCGACCUUCACCGUUAAGGCAGCUCGAGAGAUGAAGGAGCGUAUAGGAAAGGCACUUGGAAAUGGUCGCGAAAAGAAGAUUAUUCUGGGGACAUUUCACAGUAUUGGUCGACGUUACCUUGCCGCGUACGGCCGCCAUAUCGGACUGAGCGAAAAGUUUAGCAUUGCCGACGACAACGACUCAAGAUCCAUCAUUACGAGAAUAUGCAAGAGACUGCAGCUGGGGCUGGAUCCACCCAUGGCAAAGGCGUGGAUUAGCAAGAAGAAGGCCAAAGGAAUGGAACCUAGCCCUUCGUCUGUGCCUCAACCGCCGAAGAAACAACCGAUACAGCAAGGUCAACGGGACCUGGAGGUCUGUUAUAAGGAAUACCAGAGUCACUUGGAGCGUUCGAACUUGCUAGACUAUGACGAUCUUCUGGUGCGAUGCGUUGAACUUCUUCGCAAGUUCCCUUCUUGUGUGUCUAACAUACAGACGGUCUUGAUCGACGAAUACCAAGAUACAAACGGCGUGCAAUACGAGCUUAUGCGACUGCUUGCCCAAAGGCAUCAGAGAAUUACCAUUGUCGGCGACCCAGAUCAGAGUAUCUACGGAUGGCGAUCGGCCGAAAUCAAGAACUUAUGGCGAUUGCUUCGCGACUACCCAAAGACCGACGAGAUUUCGCUCGAAGAGAACUACCGCUCAUCCCAAGCUAUCCUCGACCUAUCGCUGCUGGUGAUUCAGCAGGACAAGAAGAGAUAUCAGAAGGUGUUGAAACCAGUCCAUGACAGAGGCUCCCGUCCAGUCUUGCGCAAACUCAAGAAUGCAUCUACUGAAGCAGAGUGGAUUGUCGCCGAGAUACGCCGUGCGCUUCUUAUGUCCGGGUCAAUGUUGACCUACAACGAUGUGGCUAUUCUUCUGCGCUCAGCAUCGCUGUCAAGACACGUCGAAAGUGCCCUCGGAAAAGCCGGAGUUCCUUACCGCAUGGUCGGUGGCUUCAAAUUUUACGAGCGAGCAGAGAUCAAGACUGUCCUCGAUUAUCUACGAGUUAUUCAUCAGCCAGACAACAACGAUGCGAUUGGGAGGAUCAUGAACGUCCCCAAGCGAGGCAUUGGCGAUGGCACUAUCAAGAACCUUAUCGAAGAAGCAGAGAAAUCGACUCUCAGUCUUUUCAGUCUUCUUGUCAAACACUGCCGGGGAGAUCGGACGGCCAAGACCAAAAUCACCAAGCAUGCCGAACAGAAGAUUAGUGGUGAACUGAUUCGCAUGUUGAAUGGUAUACGGAAGAAGAUGGAAGAGGCUACAGAGAGCAAACCGUUUGGCUUGGUCGAUCUGAUCGAGCAUUUGCUUACGGCCUUAAACUUUCAAAACUACCUUCAGGUUACGUAUCCCGACGACCACGAACAAAGAUGGGCCAACGUACAGGAGUUCAUUAGUCUUGCCAAUGACUUCGUGCGAGACUUGGACAGGUCCGGAGAGGAUGCUCUUCCAGAAAUCGAAGGGCUUGAGCAGUCAAAGGAGGAGGAAGUUCUCCCGCAGUUCUUGGCCAAUGUGUCCCUGGCUUCUGAUGCACAAAAAGGAGAAGAGGGCCAAGAGAGCAAGCCCUUGGUUACCAUAUCGACCAUUCAUGCCGCCAAGGGUUUGGAGUGGCCCAUCGUUUUCAUACCAGCUGUCUACAACGGCUCUAUCCCGCAUAUGCGGUCCGACGACGGUGAUGAAGAGCGAAGACUGCUAUACGUCGCCAUGACACGAGCUCAAUCCUUGCUAUACCUCAGCUACCCAGUCUACAGCAGUCCCGGUAGCAGCGAACGUACCGAGUUAUCUUCUUUUGUAUCACCUGUUGCCAACUCUUUCGCGAAGAAGGGCCCCAAUUUCGAACGAUCACUGAUGCGCCACAUCGCAAAGGUGCUCCAACGGGAGCUACCUUCCGAAAAGGAUAUCUUCAAGGGGAUCCCCAACAUGUCCCAUACCGAGGAUAAUAUGUAUCCCAUUGACCCAGACGAGAAUCUCCAAGAAAGUGGACAGGGCUUUGACCCGUCGCGAUCGAAACGUCCCAAGCUCUACAACCCAGUGGCGAUAUCAACAGGAGACGGUCAUGAAGAACCUCAAUGGGCCAAGCCACAUGCUACGACGAUGGACCAAGCCUCAACCUUCACCAUGGCUUCCCUCCCCGGCUUCGUCAACGCAGCCGUCCAUCAAGCAGCCAUCACCGCCGCGGCCAACGCCAGCGCCGCUGCCGCCCUGGAAGCCAGAGCCAACAAGGCCUCAGCUUCAUCAGGCAUAAAGCGAGGCACGAACAAACGACCAGCCGACCAGAAGAGCAUCCUCGGAUUUGUUAAGACCAAUUUCGAGCCCGCCACCGGCUCCGGUUCAGCCAUUACCUCCACCUCCACCUCUAUCACCACCAACCGUCCCUCUGCCCCAACUCCCCGUCUCCCGCAACCAAGCCUAUCCCGCAACCCAUCACUCCCCACAACCCGCGCCCUCACCGGCCACGGUCUCCAAAGAGCCCAAAGCCAUCCCUCCAAACCCUCUGUUCCCAUCGCAGGAAUAGCCGCAGGUAUAGCCCCCGAACUAGCGUCCCAUAAGCUGGGAACUAGUCGUGGUCUGAACCUCAAUGUUACUCGUCCUCCUUCUCUGCAACCACCCAAAGAUUCUUCUGCGUCUUCGUUUCACUAUAAAAAGCAGUAUGUCUGUUUUUCUAGCUCGCCUACGAGGCCUGAACCUGACGAUUUCGCUGCUCCAACUACUGGGAGUGGGGAGAGGGAGGAGGAAGAAGAAGAAAACGAACAACCGCCUACUCCUACAAGACCGGCGGGGAGUUUGCAUGUUACUACUUGUCAUAAUGUUUUGCCUACGGGGUUGGGUGGGUAUCCUGGGAGACGGGCAGGAGGCGGAGGAGGGGUUGGGGGAGGGGCAGCGGGAGCGGGCGCGGGAGUGGUGAGGAAGCCUGUGGGGUUGGCGAGGUUGGGCGGAACGGAGGGAAUGGGGGCGGGUAUGGGUAUGGGGGGUAUUAAACCGAUGGAGAGGUUGAUGAAACCUUUUAAGCCUUUGACUAUGAAUCGGGCUGUAGGUUCUGGGGUUAGUGGUGGAGGUGGUCGAGGGAUCGGUGGGAGUGGAAAUGGAAGUAGAAGUGUUGGUGGUGGUAGUGGAAGUACGAUGGGGAGACCGGGGGUGCAGAGGCCUGGGAUGGGGAGGUAAGGCUGUGAGGUAUGAGAUUUAGAGAGUUCGAGGUGUUUAUGGUGGUGUAUGCAUUGUGAAAUGUUGUGAUUGUUGUACUGGUGUAAGGUGUUUGAUUCAAGGAAAAGAGAAAACGGAUCACAAAAGUUGACGGCCCCAGGGCAAAAGUAUCAUUUUCGAAUUCGGUCACGGAGUAUCUUUCAGCAUGUUUAUCUGAUACGGAGAAACAUUUUAUAUUUAGAAUGGAGCACGCAGGCAAGCAUCAUCUAUUUCCAUGACAACCUUUUACAUUCC
Molecule: messenger RNA, 4018 nt
Organism: Neurospora tetraspora
Lineage: Eukaryota; Fungi; Ascomycota; Sordariomycetes; Sordariales; Sordariaceae
Product: P-loop containing nucleoside triphosphate hydrolase protein
Exons: 1
Coding region: 377-3745 (1122 amino acids)
Biological process (GO): recombinational repair
Cellular component (GO): nucleus
Molecular function (GO): 3'-5' DNA helicase activity; DNA binding; ATP binding
Source: RefSeq, a predicted model, not a curated record